This is a messenger RNA of Orussus abietinus, 4041 nucleotides long. RefSeq names its product luc7-like protein 3. The transcript has 7 exons. The record is from RefSeq and is a predicted model, not a curated record. NCBI's taxonomy places the organism in Eukaryota, Metazoa, Arthropoda, Insecta, Hymenoptera, Orussidae. The coding region runs from base 379 to 1455 and encodes 358 amino acids. Gene Ontology annotation, molecular function: mRNA binding. Gene Ontology annotation, biological process: mRNA splice site recognition. Gene Ontology annotation, cellular component: U1 snRNP; U2-type prespliceosome.
CGAAUCGAACUCGCGUCAACUUCAGGGAAGCCUCGUCGAUCGGCGAUGUUUCCCCGCGUGUAAUUGCGUCAAAUUGUUCGGCUCUCGUGUGUAUCGGAGCCGUCGAGCGCGGUCGGUGAUUUCAGUGGUGCGUGUGGCGCGGCCGAAUGUGAGGUUAGGGUACCGCGCCUCGAAGACGCUUCGCGAGUCCCGUCACCAGCGACCGGCGGAAGGCGCGUCCUGGACAGUGCGGCUUUGCUCUGUACGUUUUAAACUGUUUUCUUAUCAACUGGCAGGGGAGUGCGAUCAAAGAUCUACCGCGUCUCCUGCCGAUUCUCGUUCCCGAGGCGACGCUCGUUUUCCGGUGCUCGAUCGAAGCCGAUCGAAGGAGCCUUGAAAAUGGCUGCUGCCGCUGCCGCCGCUUUGCUUGACGAGCUCAUGGGAAGAAAUCGGAAUGUCCUCCCCAACGAAAAGCCCAAGGAACUUAACUGGGAGGAUCCUGAGUUCUGUAAGCUGUAUCUCGUGAAGUUCUGUCCACACGAUCUGUUCGUCAACACUCGAGCGGAUCUGGGUGCCUGUUCUCGAGUGCACGACGACGAAGCCAGGGAAUUGUUUGAGAAGGCUCCUUAUUCCUACAGGAAGCAACAGUACGAAGAUGAGUUUGUACGCUUUUGUCAGAGUAUGCUCAACGAGGUGGAGAGAAAAAUCAUCAAAGGAAAACAACGACUUGCUUUAAUCGGAAGGACAGAAGCGCCCACACUUACUCCAGCCCAAACGCAACGUAAUGAAGAACAGAUUGCAUUACUCACUGAGAAAAUAAACAAAUUGGUGGAGGAAGCCGAACAGAGUGGAAUCCAGGGGAAUGUAGAACAAGCACAAGGUCUCAUGCGACUAUGCGAUCAAUUGAAGGAGGAACGUGAGACGCUUCGUAAAUCUAAUGACAACAGUCAUUACAACCAAACUGCAGAGUUAGCUGCCGCGCAGGAAAAGCAAAUGGAAGUGUGCGAUGUCUGCGGUGCAUUCCUUAUUGUUGGAGAUGCUCAACAGCGCAUCGACGAUCAUCUCAUGGGGAAGCAACAUGUCGGAUAUGCAAGAUUAAAAAGUGCAUUGCAAGAAAUCAUGAGUAAACGUGAAAAAGCAAGAGAUGAGAAAGAGCAAAAGAGGGAAGAAGACAGGAAACAAAGGGCGAGGGCGAACGAAGAACUGGAAAGAAGGAGAAGGGAGGGUGAAAGGGACAGAGACAGAGAGAGAGAUAAACGUCGUCGUCGUGUCGACGAGGAUAAGAAUAGGCACGACUCGGCGAGCCACAGGAAUUCUGGACAUCGAAGUAGAAGUAGAUCAAGGGAAAGGCACGAUCGCCAUAGAGAAGACGAGAGUCAUCGACGACACAACAGAGAUAAAGGAAAUCGCGACCACCGGAGUUCUAGCCACCACAACCGUCGACGCCAUCGAUCCCGAAGCCGAAGUCACAAGUAACAACACUUGAUUGGUUAGUGAGUGAGAAGUAAGCCAGGUAUGCACUAAACGAUAAAUCUUUAACGUCUCAAUUACUAUACAGGUACACUACCAGGUGAGUUGCUCUUAGUCGCACAAAUAUAUAAUGAUUAACUAUCUACGCCUCGCUACUGACUGAACGUUAAAUGUCGCGCCGAUGUCAGAGAAACUCGGGACCAUCCAAUUGGGGCUUACGAUUACAAGACAGGGGACGUAAUCCGAGCGAGUGUCCAUUUAGCCGGAGAAGAUGCGACUAGCACGAAGUAGUAUAAGGAGAUCCAACGCCAAGAGUACCCAGAGAGCCUCCUCGAUGAAAUCUUGCAAUUGAUAAUUAUCGGUUGCUAACGGGUCCGCCAGUCUUUAUCGCAUUCUGUAUAUCAUCCGCGGAUUAUCGUUUCGCUUUGCGUACCUCAAUUGCAAAAUUAAAAGCAUUUACGUCGAUAGAAAAUGUUUCGGUCACGAAGGAUUGGAGUUCCCUCAUUUUCCGCAAAUGGCGCUUGCGUCGUUAGGUCAGAGAAAAUCUGACAUCCUGGGUCCCGAAUUCUGGGGCCACUUUCUGUGGAACACCGACCGUUGCGUUAUGUCUCCUUAUACUAUUUCAUGGCGACCAGGUCUAACGGUUGACACAUUGACAGUCACUUAUGAGAUUACUCCGAAGGUAAUUUCGUUUCGGUAGAUUCAACACGGUGCUUCUUUUCUCAUUGUAUUUGCGGAGCAAGGUGGGAGGAGGUAUACCCGCCCUUGCUUCGGUGUCUCUCGGAAUAUCUUCGUAGGUGUAAAUACACGGUGUAAACGGUUUAGUGCGAGCCCAACGGACCGCCGAUAGUUCGAUCGUUCGAAAUGAGAAUUAGUGAUUUAGUGGAGGGGAACAGAGUGCCUAGACCUGCCACAGUGACAGUGCCCUGCGUGACUGUGAAUAUACAAACCUAGCUUCUGCCACGCAUUGACAUGAGGUAUUUAUGCCCGAAUGAUAAUACCAAACAUGACCUUUUUAAUUAGGAGAGAGUUACAUGUUCUUUCAAGUGGAAGCCCUUUGUUUAUUUGAGAAACAGCCUCUCUCUGCCUAUCUGUCUCUAUCUCUGUCUUUUUUUAUUUAUAUACUUCUCAAUCACUGCUACCGCUUAAAGUUAGAGUAACAUAUCCCCUCCUGUCCUUCCCUCUUCGAUCUUUUCCUUUAUUCUCGAUUUUUAUUUUAUUUUAUUUUAUCGUCUGUUAUUUUUACCUUGUUUUGAGGUUAGUCUAUAUUGUUUCGUGGUUUUUAGGAAAGAGGGAACACUGGUUCUAGCGGCUUGGACGGAUCCAUCUCGUUCUUUGUUUUGACCUUCCUAUGUUUGGUUAACCUGAACUCAUCAUUCGACACUGCGAGUUUCUUGAUUUGUAGACAGCCUGUUCGGAUAAAUGUCAUUUUGUGGGAAGUGGCGUAAGGGGAUUUUCCAUUCCUUGGGGCUUUUUGAAAAAAUUCUUACCCUGUGUUUCCUUGGAAAGUUAACCGACGGCGACACUAGCGAUCCUUGCGGGAAAAGGGUUGUAACUUCGAAUGUCCGAUUUGGCGGCGCUUAAGGCGAUGUUAAAGGUUGAUAAACCGAUUCGUCUGAAAUUUUAACACGCGAUUGUGGAGGUGCUAAUUAAUCCUUUGCGGACGAGUGUCCGUGAUGUUUCGAAUUAAUCGGAGGCGCGCGAUUUCGGAACUUGUGAUUUCGAAGUGCCUUAAACCAGUUAUCCUCCCGAUGAAGUGUGUAAUGGUUUUCAGGAGAGACUUUACACGGUAAAGUUUCGAAUUUUUAGGGGAAAGCUGUUCCAUUUUAUCCGACGACGUAUAACGUCGACGCCAUAAACGAUAAAGAUUCUGAUAGAAUACAAGUUGGGAAGCUCGCGAGAGCUUUCGGCACCCACGUCCAACUUUAGACGAGUCACUGUCUCCGCUUGCUAAAUAAUUAAUUGUCUACUUUCAGAGGGAAGAGAAGAUUAAUCGAAAACGAAGACGUGCGAAGCCGUUGACAGGUGACAGCUGACUGGCAAGCGCACGCUGCUUUGUGUAUACUUAAGGUAAAGAUUUUGCAUAAAACUUACAAUUCGAGAUUCGACGUGGAUUUUGUACAGUGCAUCGGAUCAAUUUAUCGGCCGUAACGGCUGGACAAGAAUUGUCAACCGCGUAACGAAGAGAGAAAAAAAAAUUAUAAAAUCAUAUGUGUAUACAUAUAUGUAUAUGCUGACACGCACACACGUGUAUAUAUACAUGUAUAUAUGAAUUGACGUUUUCUCGAAGACCUCCCGAUGUGAAAGAAAGGAAAAAAAAAUGGAAAAUAUGGAUGGAGUAUUUUCCGCAUCUCGCAAUUCAAUUAAUUAACCUUAAUGAGACCCUUCCCGGAUGGUGUUAAUUUAAUUGGUCAACGAGUUCUGUAUUUAUGCCUACCCUAGGACUUUGUUAUUUUAUAGGUUAUAGCCUUACGCGAACAAUUUAAUUACAUGAAUUGUCGAUCGGUUGCAUUGUAAUGUUCCAACGAUUGUUAUCACUCAGACGAAUAAAAAGCACAGUGUCGAAAGGAUGCGGAUUAACGUGCCGCGAAA